Messenger RNA from Fukomys damarensis (Damara mole-rat), 1925 nucleotides. It is a transcript of the gene Txnrd1, whose product is annotated as thioredoxin reductase 1. Gene Ontology annotation, biological process: cell redox homeostasis; cellular response to oxidative stress; glutathione metabolic process. The record is from RefSeq and is a predicted model, not a curated record. Gene Ontology annotation, molecular function: flavin adenine dinucleotide binding; thioredoxin-disulfide reductase (NADPH) activity; glutathione-disulfide reductase (NADPH) activity. NCBI's taxonomy places the organism in Eukaryota, Metazoa, Chordata, Mammalia, Rodentia, Bathyergidae. The transcript is spliced from 14 exons. Bases 368 to 1861 code for a protein of 497 amino acids. Gene Ontology annotation, cellular component: mitochondrion; cytosol.
CCCAACAGCGCCCGGCGUCGAAGGCGGACCCCUGGUCCUAAUUCCAGGCCACGCGUACUGGCUGUGUCUUCCGGCUUCUCACCUUAGGCCUUUCGUGCUCAGGGUCGGGGUGCUGCCGGCCCCCCAUUGCCUCUGGCCGCCAGGGGUCCUCCCUCCAGCGCUGUUGCCUCUGCCCGCGCCUGCAGGCGUCUUCUGGCCCGCACCUCCUCUUCCUUCCUCCGCGGCAGCCCCUGCCACCUCCCCAGCGCCCUGUUCUCCUGCCGACCCCAAGGUCCACCUUCCGCCCCCAGCACCUGAUUGUAGGCAGGAGAAAAUUGUGCAGUCUGGGCCGGUUGACCAGGUGGGCCAGCUUCAACAGCCAGUAAAAAUGAACAACUCCGAGGACCUUCCCGAAUCCUACGACUUUGACCUCAUCAUCAUUGGAGGGGGCUCUGGUGGUCUGGCGGCCGCUAAGGAGGCAGCCAAAUAUGGCAAGAAGGUGAUGGUCUUAGAUUUUGUCACUCCAACCCCUCUUGGAACUAGAUGGGGUCUUGGAGGAACGUGUGUGAACGUGGGUUGCAUCCCUAAGAAACUGAUGCACCAGGCGGCUCUGCUGGGACAGGCCCUGCAAGACUCUCGCAACUACGGGUGGAAAGUGGAGGACACAGUUCAGCACGACUGGGAAAAGAUGACGGAAGCUGUACAGAAUCACAUCGGCUCACUGAACUGGGGCUACCGAGUAGCUCUUCGGGAGAAGAAGGUCGUCUACGAGAACGCGUACGGGCAGUUCAUUGGUCCUCACAGGAUUAAGGCAACAAAUAAUAAAGGCAAAGAAAAAAUUUAUUCAGCAGAGCGAUUUCUCAUUGCCACUGGUGAAAGACCCCGCUACUUGGGCAUCCCCGGCGACAAAGAGCACUGCAUUAGCAGCGAUGAUCUUUUCUCCUUGCCUUACUGCCCGGGCAAGACCCUGGUGGUUGGAGCGUCCUACGUGGCUUUGGAGUGUGCUGGGUUCCUGGCUGGUAUCGGUCUAGAUGUCACUGUCAUGGUCCGGUCCAUUCUCCUUAGAGGAUUUGACCAGGACAUGGCCAACAAAAUUGGCGAACACAUGGAAGAACAUGGGAUCAAGUUCAUAAAGCAGUUUGUACCGAUUAAAAUUGAACAAAUUGAAGCAGGGACCCCAGGCCGACUGAAGGUGACGGCACGGUCCACCAACAGCGCAGAGACGGUGGAAGGAGAGUAUAACACGGUGUUGCUGGCAAUAGGAAGAGAUUCUUGCACAAGGAAUAUUGGCUUAGAAACUGUGGGAGUAAAGAUCAAUGAAAAGACUGGAAAAAUACCAGUCACAGACGAGGAGCAGACCAACGUGCCAUACAUCUACGCCAUAGGUGACAUCCUGGAGGACAAGCUGGAGCUGACCCCUGUGGCCAUCCAGGCCGGGAGGCUGCUGGCUCAGCGGCUGUAUGGAGGCUCCACGGUCAAGUGUGACUAUGAAAACGUUCCCACCACCGUGUUCACUCCUUUGGAGUAUGGAGCUUGUGGCCUUUCUGAGGAGAAGGCUGUGGAGAAAUUUGGGGAAGAAAAUGUUGAGGUCUACCAUAGUUUCUUUUGGCCAUUGGAAUGGACAGUUCCGUCAAGAGACAACAACAAGUGCUACGCAAAGAUAGUCUGUAACCUGCAGGACGACGAGCGGGUUGUGGGCUUCCACAUCCUGGGGCCCAACGCUGGAGAAGUCACCCAGGGCUUCGCGGCUGCACUCAAGUGUGGGCUGACCAAGAGGCAGCUGGACAGCACAAUCGGGAUCCACCCUGUGUGCGCAGAGAUCUUCACGACGCUGUCAGUGACCAAGCGCUCCGGGGGCAACAUCCUGCAGGCUGGCUGCUGAGGUUAAAGCCCCGGUGUGGUUGCUGCCGGCUCCCAGCCACCAGGCCUCGGACGGCGGGGCACAG